Messenger RNA from Puntigrus tetrazona (Sumatra barb), 3808 nucleotides. RefSeq names its product estrogen receptor 2a (gene esr2a). Gene Ontology annotation, molecular function: zinc ion binding; steroid binding; sequence-specific DNA binding. Gene Ontology annotation, cellular component: nucleus. The record is from RefSeq and is a predicted model, not a curated record. Gene Ontology annotation, biological process: estrogen receptor signaling pathway; regulation of DNA-templated transcription; cellular response to estradiol stimulus. Bases 447 to 2153 code for a protein of 568 amino acids. The transcript is spliced from 11 exons. Lineage: Eukaryota; Metazoa; Chordata; Actinopteri; Cypriniformes; Cyprinidae.
GACGGACGGAGCAGAGCACACUUUAACAUGCAUCCUGACAGCUCAUCAAAACACUGGCCAUUCUCCCAUUACAUAGGCUGGAACGGGGAUCAAAUCAAGCAAUAAAAUGUUAUUUUGGGAUUCUUGCCGACUCAGAAACCAAGCCUUACAGUGGACCAUCUGUUGAUCAACUAAACAUCGAUUGCAACAGGUGCUUGUGCUCGGUGCCUGGUAUGUUUUGGCCAGUUGCCUGUCUGUGCUAAAACAAGGGUUCAAAAGUCCUCGGCUGACUCACCGUUGGCAGUCCAGAGAGACAGUGUGGCUAACUGCCUCUCUCGCAAAGUACAGUCUACAACACUGUGUAGGCUGCAUCACGUUUCAGUAUCGAUGACUGAGGAGUGCAACAUGACUCGCAUCAAUAGCUCCCUGUUGAUGAUAAGACAGCACUGAACCCGUCCGCCUUCGCUAUGUCCGAGUAUCCCGAAGGAGACAGUUGUCUACUUCAGCUGCAGGAAGUGGACUCCAACAGGGUGGGAGGUCACGUCCUCUCUCCUGCCUUUAACUCUUCCUCUCCAUCUCUGUCGGUGGAGAGCCACCCCAUCUGCAUCCCAUCACCCUACACAGACCUCAGCCAUGACUUCUCCACCCUGCCCUUCUACAGUCCUGCUCUGCUGGGGUACGGCGCGUCGCCUCUCUCCGACUGCCCAUCUGUGAGGCAGUCGCUAAGCCCCUCCCUCUUUUGGCCACCUCAUAGCCAUGUUUCUUCGAUUGCGUUGCAUCAGCAACAGAAUCGACUGCAACAAAACCACCCAGCUGGUGGGACCUGGGCAGAUCUUACACCACAUGAUCACAGCGAAGAGGAAUACUGCAAACCGCUGGCGAAGAGGGUAGGAGAUGCAGAGGAGAGUUCUACUUCUUUGAGAGGUAAAGCUGACAUGCACUACUGCGCCGUCUGUAGCGAUUACGCCUCCGGGUAUCAUUAUGGCGUGUGGUCGUGUGAAGGAUGCAAAGCCUUCUUCAAGAGAAGUAUACAAGGACACAAUGACUACAUCUGCCCCGCCACCAACCAGUGCACCAUCGACAAGAACCGCCGCAAAAGCUGCCAGGCCUGCCGUCUGCGAAAAUGUUAUGAAGUUGGAAUGAUGAAAUGCGGGUUACGGCGAGAUCGUGGUAGCUACCAACAAAGAGGAGGACAGCAGAAACGGCUGGCACGAUUCUCUAGCAGGAUGAGAACAUGUGGCCCGAGAUCUCAAGAAAUCAAAAGUGUCCCACGACCCCUCGGUGGAAAUAAGGUGCUUAAUAUAGCCUUGAGCCCCGAGGAACUAAUUGCUCGAAUCAUGGAUGCAGAGCCACCCGAGAUUUACCUCAUGAAAGACAUGAAGAAGCCAUUCACUGAGGCCAACGUCAUGAUGUCGCUGACCAACCUGGCCGACAAAGAGCUUGUUCACAUGAUCAGCUGGGCCAAGAAGAUCCCAGGUUUUGUGGAGCUCAGUCUUUUUGACCAGGUCCAUUUGUUGGAGUGCUGCUGGUUGGAGGUGCUGAUGCUGGGACUGAUGUGGCGGUCCGUUAAUCACCCUGGAAAGCUCAUUUUCUCCCCAGACCUCAGUCUCAGCAGGGACGAAGGCAGCUGUGUGCAGGGGUUUGUGGAGAUCUUUGAUAUGCUGCUGGCAGCCACAUCCAGGUUCAGAGAACUGAAGUUACAGAGAGAGGAGUAUGUGUGUCUCAAAGCCAUGAUCCUGCUCAACUCCAACAUGUGCCUGAGUUCGUCUGAGGGAGGAGAGGAGCUGCAGAGCCGGUCGAAGCUGCUGUGUCUGCUGGACUCGGUGACGGAUGCUCUGGUGUGGGCCAUCUCCAAGACGGGCCUGAGCUUCCAGCAGCGCUCCACCAGACUGGCUCAUCUGCUCAUGCUGCUCUCCCACAUAAGGCACCUCAGUAACAAAGGCAUGGACCACCUCCACUGCAUGAAGAUGAAGAAGAUGGUUCCUCUGUAUGACCUGCUUCUGGAGAUGCUGGAUGCUCAUAUCAUGCACAGCUCCCGUCUGUCUCACUCCGGCCCUCGAGUGGCUCCUGCUCCUAAAGAGAGCAAAGUCGCUCAGGAGGCCUUCGCCUGCACUUCUCAGCAUGGAGAGACCUUAGGAGCCUCAACCAUUUCUGUGCUGAGGAAUGAUCUAUAGUUUUGGGAGAAUGGACAACAAAAACAGCCGCGCAGAAAAAGUGGAAUACAAUUUCUCAAGCUAAAAAACAUUUUCUUUUUAAAAAAUUUGGCGUUUGCUGUGAAAUCCUCUUUUUCUUUUUUUAACAGAACUCAUUUUGAACACAGUUGUUUUGUUGUAUGUAGCCGUGAACACGCAACACAAAGAAAAGUCCUUCACUUUUUACAAAACCUUAUUAAUUGCCGGUGGUUUAAAAACUGGUUACCAUUUGCUUUUUUGAAAUGUAACAUGUAACACAUAUCUGAAAUCUGCACCACAAUCGAAUGUACACUUUCUAUUUCUACGCUUAUCAUUUCCUCCUCUUUCUAAAAAGUACAUUUGCAACUCUUGCUUUUUGUGAAGGCCAAAAGAAAAUCAGCUGCAGCAACUGCUGUAGAUAGAGCGACUAUUGAAGACGCUGUCAGAACAAACAGAUUCGAUUCCUUCACUUUCAAAACGACAAUAUGAGCAGUCAGUGCUGAAGAUGAGAGAGGUUUGUAUGCAGUGGGAGCAGAGACCAAAGGCUCAGAAGAACUGAAUCAAGCCUUUUUUUUCUGUCAGGACUUACAUUAGUAGGGCCAAAUUCAGGACAGCUGGAUGGAUGUUAUGUUUGCAUCUAUUACUUUUCACAAAACAGAAGCUUGUUCAUCCUGCUCUCUACCCAGUAAACCCUUUAACACCAUAACAGCCUUGUACAAAGCAUUUAUACAUUUUCUAAAGACAGCUCAAUCGAUUGCUACUAUUCCACUGUGAAAAUCUGUUUGUAAGAUGCACCAUAUGUACCAAAAAAGUACUUGUGAUAUUGCACUUUAAUAUUUCUCUGAACUAUCUGAAGCCCUAUCUUGAGAAUUAUAUAUACAGUAGUCAACAUUUGAAGUGCAUCAAAACCUUAAACUAAAACAAUACCCAUUCUUGUCUUAGGACAACUUUUAUGCUCCACUUCAAAUGUUGACUACGCUAUAUAAAGAGUUUGUUUGCAAAAACAGGUAACUCCAUUUUUAACAUUUGUCACGUUUUUUUUUUUCAUUGUUCAUUCCAGUUAAUCUCAAUUAAACUGCCGUUGGCUUAUUUUUACUGGGUUAAAAAAAACCUUAACAUUAUAAAAUACAUGAUUUUUGGAAAAAAAAAUGAUUUUCAGCUUUUUGCAAAUAAUCUCUCUCUCUCUCUGUGAGUGUGUGUAUACAUAUACAUAUACUUUUUGUACACACACACACACAUAUACAUAUAUUGCAGUGCCUACAGUGCUUACAGCCUAGAUGACAAAAACUAAAAAUUGUAUACAGGUAAAGAGGAAAUGUGUUACAAGAUACAGAGUUGUAACAAGUACUUAAUUGUAAUAAACGCACAGAUUAUUUAUAAAUGUUAUUGUAUCCGCCGGCAGCCAUCUGGAUUGUAACGGUUUUGAUAUAUAGCACUAAUACUGAUUUUGACAAAUUUUGGCAACUAAGCAUUAAAGACAACUGUAACACAGAUAUUGUAGACAGUGUUUAUUUUUGAACAGAACAAAAGUUUCAUUUGCAAAAUGUUUUUGCAAAAUUUCCUUUUCUGUACACAUCUUUGUGUUCUGCCUUGCAGUGCUUAUGUAACACUGUGUUAUUUACAAAGGGGUGUAUUAAAAUGUUUCCAUGUGCAUUUGA